AUGUCUACUUCUUCGAGCGCCUCAUCCUCUAGAUCCGCCUCUCCAGAACUACAUUCACAAACCAUGCAAAUCUUCGUAAAAGUCCUAUCAGGCGACAGUAAAUCUCCCAAAUCCAAUGAUCUAUAUACAUCUCAACUAACUCAAUAUCCAGCAAUACCCAUAACGGUCCCCGAAAACACCACAAUAUCAAAUCUCUCACACCUCCUAUCCCUCCGCACAUCAACUCCAUCUUCAACACUCCGUCUCGUGCAUGCAGGGCAACAUUUACUACCCUCCUCAACACUAACCUCCAAUAACAUAACACGAGACUCAACGAUUCACGUUUCGGGCACGCUGAGAGGCGGCAUGCCUCCGAAGAAAAUUAAGUGUAAUUAUAAGGAUUGCGGGGUGGCGGCACAGAGAAUCGUAGGGCACUGUGGGUUCUGCGAGGGACAAUUCUGUGGGAAGCAUCGGAUGCUGGAAGAUCAUAAGUGCGUGAAGUUAGAAGACGUAAGUUAUUCUCCAACUUCUCUUGUACAUGCAUCCCUCGAGGAGUUCGAAUUCGGGAAAUUGGUUCUUCGUGGUGUAUAUGAUGGAUCCGGAAAGAAAGAGAAAGAGGGAGAGCAGAUCCUAUGUCCAUGGUGGCAAGUAGGAUUGGCAGAUGUGGUUUCGAAAACCAUGCAUGAAGAUGGAAUUAUGGACUGA
Molecule: messenger RNA, 684 nt
Organism: Sclerotinia borealis F-4128
Lineage: Eukaryota; Fungi; Ascomycota; Leotiomycetes; Helotiales; Sclerotiniaceae
Source: the annotation of a GenBank genome assembly